CCUGUACUGCCCAUACUAUAUCCACAGAAUGCCAACAGAAGCUUUCCAUCGACUCAGUCGUGCUGAUUUUACAAUCGCAAUUAUAUGCCCGCUUCCCCUGGAGGCAGAAGUGGCGAUACCGCUGUUUGACACGGUCUACGAUAGAACUGUCUACGAAAAAUACGGGCCUGUACGAAAUGACCCCAAUCACUAUACGCUGGGCCGCAUUGGCUGUUACAAUGUGGUUCUGGUCCACAUGGGUGGUUGUGGGAAAGCCGAAUCAUCCAGCGUGGCCAGUAAUAUCAAACAAAGCUAUCCGGGCAUCGAACUGGCCCUUCUAAUAGGGAUCUGUGGAGGAGUGCCUUACAGGACGGACGUGGGUCCAAUACAACACAGGAGAGAUGUUUUCCUCGGCGAUGUGAUAAUUAGCAGCGCGAUUAUUCAAUAUGAUUUGGGGAAAAGACUUCCGCACCGAUUUGUGCGCAAGAAUACGUUAGAGUCCAAUCUAGGGCGAGCGAGUCUGCAGAUCCGAUCAUUCAUGACCUGCUUAGAGUCGCGUCAUGGCGACCUCUCCAAAGACCAACAGGGGCAUCUUCAGACUAUACAAGGUAGCAAGGAUGUGCCAUAUCCUGGUAUCAAAAGCGAUAUCCUAUUUAAAGCUGAAUACAAGCAUCGCGUACGCUGUCUGUGUAUGAGUGAUGCCAGCGGGGACCAAAGUGUCGUGGACCGCCGUCGUGUGGACUCUGAUGGGACUCCGUAUAUCCAUAUUGGCCGGCUUGCCUCUGGAGAUACUGUGAUGUGCUCUGCCAAGGAUCGAGACAAGAUUUCCAAGCGCGAGGAAGUUCUUGGUUUUGAGAUGGAAGGGGCUUGCGUAUGGGACAAUAUCCCUUGCAUCCUGAUCAAAGGAGUAAGCGACUACGCUGAUAGCCAUAAGAAUGAUACUUGGCAAUACUACGCAGCUGCGAGUGCAGCGGCUUGCAUGCGUGCUCUCCUGGAUCAGAAUCCCAUUCCGAAUGUGACAUCAUCAGCGGGCCUGGCCCAGGGUAUGCCUGCAGAGACUUCUGAAGACUCCAGUAACGAACGGGAAAAGGCGUGCCUUGAUCUAUUAACUUUCCCCCAAGCCCAGUAUCGCCUGGACGAGAUUAUGGAUCCCCUCAAUACGACAUGCACUUGGGUAUUAGAACGACCAGAAUAUAAGACAUGGAUGAGCGGGGAGGAUUUAAAAAGUCACGGAGGAUUUUUCUGGAUCAAAGGGAAGCCCGGAGCCGGAAAGUCGACGCUCAUGAAACACCUUCUUUCAAAGGCAAAGCAAACUGGAAAAGACACAAUCAUCUCCUCUUUCUUUUUCCAUGCCCAAGGGGUGGACUUGGAGAGGUCCACUGUGGGUAUGUAUCGCUCACUCUUGCAUCAGCUUCUCUCGUCUACUGCCGUUCCAUCGAGUGCCAAACAGCCCUACUUUAGCUUCGCAGCGAAGAUGCUAAGUCAAGAUGACGGCAUAAAUUGGACAAUCCGAGACUUGAAACAUCAGCUGUUAUCACUCAUUCGAUUGCUGAACAACCGCUACGUGUUCUUCUUUAUUGAUGCUCUGGACGAAUGCCACCAAGCCGAGAUGGAGGACAUGAUACCGUUCCUCGAGCACUUGGGGCACUCUUUGAAUGCAAGCGAUGUUCAUUUGAGAAUCUGUCUGGCAAGCCGACACUAUCCACAACUCAAUAUUGAACGUGGCAUUGAGUGGGUCUUGGAGUACCAGCAGGAGCAUCAAGGCGACAUGCGGAAGUACGUUGAGACGAAAUUGAAAGGGGGCAAGUCAAAAAUGCUCCAAGAGAUUAGAGAAGAAGUGUGCGCCCGAGCAUCCGGUGUAUUUCUUUGGGUUAUACUUGUAGUUCGAUCGCUAAAUGAUGCGUUCGCCAAGGGCAAAAUCCACGCCGUACGUCAACGGCUGGAUGAAAUCCCAGACGGGCUUGAUGAGCUUUUCACCGAUAUGCUGACCAGAGACACUGAGGAAAUUGAUGACCUUAUAUUUUGUCUUCGACUCAUCUUGUUUGCACAACGUCCAUUGUCCAAGGAUGAGUUCUACUUCGGGGUGAUGUUUACCAAAAACGGCUUGAUCAAAAGAGAAGGCGAAUGGCACAUUGAUCCGCACAUUGAGAACUCCAUCCUUAACGUCUCCAAAGGCCUCGUGGAAAUUACCCGCACCAAAGCUCGCAUAGUACAUUUCAUUCACGAGUCAGUGCGAGAUUUUCUACUACGACGGGACGGUUUUAGCAGACUCCAGGCUGGGUCGAGCGCGAACACAAUCGGGAACGCCCAUAACGAGCUUGCACAAAUCUGCUUCCGAUACAUCUGUCAAAUCAAGCUCAUGGCCGCAAAGGAGCCAAGACGCUGUGUAUGGCCACCCCAAGCCGAGAACUAUCUGAAUUCAGAAACCCGAUUCCUCAAUUAUGCUAUCCAUAGCCUCCUGCCUCACAGCAAUGCAGCUGAGGCUGGAGGCACUUCGCAAGCUGCCUUCCUGCAAGCGUUUUCUUUGUCAUUCGAGGACUUCAAGCACAUCCGCAAUGCCCUUACACUAUGGCACAUUCGCCAAUAUGGAUCCGACGUCACGAUUCUAUACGUUCUAGCAGAAUUGAACUUGGACCACCUCAUCCGCCUGGAACUUCUACGUACGCCACAGAUAUGGAAGCAAAUGGGAAGGUAUCACAGCCCAAUGGGUGCGGCUGUCUACUUGGGUAACGCACUUGCAAUCAGGGCCUUACUUGGUUGCAAUACGAGUUCAGAUGCCUCUGUCGACAACUCCUUGCUUGAGGCUGGGGUCAUUGAUCGUAUGAAACAAUAUGUGGUCAACAGCAAGCGAAUCAAAAUGAAAAGAGGUUCUUUGGCUUUGUAUCUGGUGGAGUACGCUAUUAAGCGUGGUCAUGUAGCCAUAUUAAAGCUCCUCUACCUCACUGGCAAAAUCGAUCUGAACCAUAAGCUCAACUGUCGUUCGCUACCGCUUAUCUGUGCGAUUAAGUGUUCCAAGGCAGAAAUCGUGGAGUUUUUGCUCAGCUGUGAUAGAGUCACUAUUGCCAGCCCCACAAACGCUUUGCGUAUUGCGAUCACUCGAGGUAAAAGGGAUGUUUGCAGUGCCCUACUUUCCUCCCCAUACAGUCUUCGUUGGUUGGACUCCUCCGGGGGAGUUGCCAUCCACUGGGCAGUAAUUGGAAACAACGGGUCUACAAUGAGACAUCUCCUUGAGCUUGGUUGCGACGUAACGCUACGCGAUAGAGAUGGUCGAGAUGCUUUGUCACAUGCCGCCGAACAAGGCAAAAUUGAGAUGAUGAAAAUCCUAAUUGAGAGCGGGGUUGUCGAUAUAGAUGGGAAAGACAGUCAGGGAAGGACGGCUUUAUCAUGGGCCGCAGGACCAAACAAUAAAACGCUCAAUCGUUCGCCUGACCCAAACAAAUGUUGGGAUCAAUUGCAAAAGGAAGCCAUGUAUGUGCUACUCAGCAUGGGAAGUGUUGAUGUGAACUCCAGAGACAAACAUCAAUGGACGCCCUUGUUAUGGGCCGUUCAGAGAAACAAACCAGUGGCAGUGGACAUUCUUCUUGAGGCCUCAGAAACUGAGGUUGACUGUAGAAGUGUGACUGGAAAAACACCACUUACGGUAGCCGCAAUGUGUGGACAUGAAGCCAUGCUAUGUAAGCUCCUGCAGUCAGGUCGUGCGGAUGUCAAUUCUCAGGAUAUUUUCGGGAGAACACCCUUAUCUUGGGCUGUUUACCCAUGUGCCGUGGAAUGGAUUAAAGAGGAAGACAAAAAGGUCAUGCAGUUGCUCAUAGAUCAUCUGUCGAAAAAGAACAAGUCCAAUGAUAACGCAGUUCUGCCACUAGAUAGGGAAACGUUGGAGCGCGAAAUCCAGGUUGUUGCAGCGUCCUAUACACCAUAUGAUUAUUGA
Aspergillus neoniger CBS 115656 is the source of this 3907-nucleotide messenger RNA. RefSeq lists its product as uncharacterized. NCBI's taxonomy places the organism in Eukaryota, Fungi, Ascomycota, Eurotiomycetes, Eurotiales, Aspergillaceae. Gene Ontology annotation, molecular function: protein binding; catalytic activity. The transcript is spliced from 3 exons. Gene Ontology annotation, biological process: nucleoside metabolic process. The coding region runs from base 29 to 3907 and encodes 1292 amino acids. The record is from RefSeq and is a predicted model, not a curated record.